UUUUGUGUGUGUUUGUUUCUAUGUCGGAUCUACAAAUAAACCAAAUAAAACUGAUUUUCCCACGCACCUCACAUAUUUUGCUUCCCACCUACAGUGUUGCCGUAUGGUGGCGCUCUUGUCCUGUUUUUCCGAGCCUCAGACGCUGUGACAGGUACAGUCCGCCUAUAUAACAGCCGGUCGGUGGACUCACUCCGCUCUCAAACUGGCUGCAGGACACACGGAGACUCCAGUGAUGCGACGGCAGAGCAGUUUAUUCAACUCCAGAAGAACACAGCUGUCUGACCGGACGGGACGUGUUCAACCUUCUCCAUCUUUUCUCCCCACUUCAUGACAGUUCUUCUUCAAUUCAGCGCAUAUUCCACCGCCUGACGCUCUGAAAGUUUGUGUGAGAUUUGAAAUAAUUGAAACGGGCUGAGAUGGAGAUGAACAACACCGGGUUUAACCAGACGGAGAGCGGACUCUUCAACAGGACCGAGGAGAUUUUCUGUUGCAACUUUUCCUCAGUGGUCACCGACAACGGCUUCGUGGCCACGGCGCCGGAUGAGAGGAGCCUCUUCAUCAUGAGAGUGGUCCAGAUCGCCGUCAUGUGCGUUUUGUCCCUCACCGUGGUGUUCGGCAUCUUCUUCCUGGGCUGCAACCUUCUGAUAAAGUCCGAGGGGAUGAUCAACUUUUUAGUAACUGACAGGAGACCUUCCAAAGAGACGGAGGCCGUUAUUGUUGGUGCCUACUGACGGACCAGGGAGCCCUUUUCUCCAGCAGGUCACGGCAGUGGCGGCCCAAAGGGGUGCCGCCUUUGGAAAUCUGCAGGCCACCCUUGAGAAUUCUUUCCCCUUUUUGGCCCCUAGCUGCGAACUUAACCGAUGAUGGCUAUGAAACAGCACAUUUUAUUGGUAAUGAAAAUGAUUCAAGAUGAUAAAUUGAAAAAAAAAAUAUAGUAGGAUUCCCACCUGUCAUACAGUUUUAGGUUUGACUUGAAUCCCUGGUGUCUGGAGGGACAUCUGGCAUCAACACUGGCCAAUCACUAUGUCAAACACAGCUGUGUUGACCCCUGAUGAAGAAACAAGAUGAACGUUAUUCGCAAAUUUACAUCCUGUGAUUAUUUAUUAGAAAGAACUGUAGGUAGACAACAGAGA
Cynoglossus semilaevis (tongue sole) is the source of this 1133-nucleotide messenger RNA. It is a transcript of the gene rprma, whose product is annotated as reprimo, TP53 dependent G2 arrest mediator candidate a. The transcript has a single exon. The record is from RefSeq and is a predicted model, not a curated record. NCBI's taxonomy places the organism in Eukaryota, Metazoa, Chordata, Actinopteri, Pleuronectiformes, Cynoglossidae. Bases 417 to 731 code for a protein of 104 amino acids.